AUGUUUGAGGAAUCCCUCGGUAAACUAUUAAAUAUUAUACAGUCUGAAGAUUGUUAUAAAAUACAGAUCAUCAGUAGAGAAGAUAUAAAAACAUUUAUUAAGUUUUUAGAUUACAACAAUAUUACGUUUUAUUUGCAUUCUUGGAAUGCAAGUUCUGAUAGUCCAAAUGAUAUUCAUAUUUACACAUCCUUAAAAAAUCUAAAUUUAAAUCACAAAAAAAUAAUUCUAUAUUCUAAUAUUUAUAACAUUAAUUUUGUGCAAUAUGUGUUUACUCCUACAUACACAGAUAAAUUAAUGUUUUAUAAAUCAUACAAAAACAGUAAAAAAGUUAUUGAUACAUAUAACACUUAUACAAUACAUGAAUUAUAUAAUAAGAUUUGUAUACAAGAAAGUAUUAUAGAAAAAUAUGUAGAAAUAUUUUUUGACUAUUAUGAGGUAUUACUCCUUUAUGCAGUUUCAAAAUAUUCAGAUAUUUUUAAAAUAUUAUCUUGUGUACAAGGCAUUGAUGAAAAAAUACAAAAUUUAUUUUUGUUAAAACUUAAACUUAAUGGAUUAGUAGAUAAAGAAAUUGUAUUACACAAAAAUAAUGCGUAUAAGCUAAAUGUAAGUAUACAAACACUAGCUAAGAUAUGCAAUAAGGCAGAAUUAAACAUUUUUGCAUGA
Messenger RNA from Vairimorpha ceranae, 663 nucleotides. RefSeq lists its product as hypothetical. Lineage: Eukaryota; Fungi; Microsporidia; Nosematidae. The record is from RefSeq and is a predicted model, not a curated record. The coding region runs from base 1 to 663 and encodes 220 amino acids. The transcript has a single exon.